Monopterus albus (swamp eel) is the source of this 3790-nucleotide messenger RNA. It is a transcript of the gene olfml2bb, whose product is annotated as olfactomedin-like 2Bb. Gene Ontology annotation, biological process: signal transduction. The record is from RefSeq and is a predicted model, not a curated record. Bases 272 to 2572 code for a protein of 766 amino acids. NCBI's taxonomy places the organism in Eukaryota, Metazoa, Chordata, Actinopteri, Synbranchiformes, Synbranchidae. The transcript is spliced from 9 exons.
AUCGCAAAUAACUGAACGGACUGUGCAAUCUGUCUGAAAGUGUUUUUCCAGGUUAAACUUGGACCAGUCAGUCUGCUGGGAGCGUUAGUCCGCUACAUGCUUGAAGAAUCACGGGCAUUUUGAGGGACAGAUAGGUUUUGGUGAAGUUUGGAUACUGUUAGAUACGCGGACGUUUUGGUCAAAGUGGAUCUGCCACUGUGGCCUAGGACUGCCUGAAAUAACCUGGGACACACUGUUUCACAGAGUGCUGCUCAUCUUGUUCUGAGAAGAAAUGUGGCGCAAAAUCUCCCUGCUGAUUUUAUGUUGUGCGCUAAAUGGGCUCGACGCUCUAGAGGCGGGCGGAAGCGCGGAGCCCUUGAAGGAGAAGCUCCUGACCGAAGCGGCUGAGCUCGAUAAACCGGACAAGGAUGCUCCCUCCGCGGCUAAAGGCGGUCCCCAAGGAGGAGAGCAGCAGUCUCCUGCUGUAGGUGCGGAGGGGACAGUUCAGCAGUCCACCGAGCCUCUGGAGGCUGAGGAGAGCAUCAUUAGCCAGUUGCUGGGUGAUUAUGAUAAAGUGAAGACUGUGUCGUCAGGGUCCGACUGCGUGUGUCGCUGCAUCGUUCGACCUAUCAAACGCUCUGACUGCAGCCGUGUCCAUGACAGCGACACAGCAUCAUUGUCUCAAGAUUUUUACACCGUGGAGACGGUUACCAAGGGGACGGACUGCAAGAAGUGUGUGUGUAUGGCUCCACCUUCAGCUGUCAACCCCUGUGAGGGAGAAUACAGGUUUAAAAAACUACAGGAGGCCGGCAAGGAUAACAUCAAGCUGGCAACUAUCAUGGACCUGUUGGAAGGCUCUCUGUAUGGAAUGGACUUGUUAAAACUCCACUCUGUCACUACCAAACUGCUGACCAAGAUAGACAACAUGGAGAAAGCCUUUGCCCAUAAUUUUACAAGGAGGACAAGAGAGAAAGAAUGUGUGAAGGAGAAACCAAAAGAAAAGGAGAAAGAGAAGAAGACCCAGCAGAAAAAAACCAAAGUGAAUGAUCUGGAACGUGCAGGACAGAAAAGUGGAGCACCUGCCUACGCGAACAAGGAGAAGAAUUCUGACCGUCCACUGAAGAAGAACCAACAGCAAGAUGGUCUGGAACAACAACAGCCAUCCAGGAAUAAGACAGGAAGUCAAAAGCCAAUCAAAGAGAAGACAGAGCCAAGGCAGCCAAUCAAAGAGAAGACAGAGCCAAGGCAGCCAAUCAAAGACAAGAAACGCAUGGUCAUCAGGGGCGUGACCUUUUACAAGGCAGUGGAGGAGAGCCAUAAGGAGAAUGAGAGAGGGACAGGAAAGAAUGCUACUCUACCUGCCAGUACUUUAGUGGAUCUACUGAUCUCUGAGCAGUUCUCAACUGCUAGGACUGUCCCUAACCAGAAUCCAAGACCUGCACGUACUGUUAGCAAUGAACCAGACUACAAGGAUCUGUCAAGGAGACUAAGCAGUCCUGCACCCACCCAGCAGCCAACAGCUUCCCCCACCACCACCACCACUCACCAAAUCACAACCACAGCCAACCCAGCUCCCUUCGCCAUAAAACCAAAGAGUGAAUUAACUACUACAACAACUCCAAAACCAACGACAACCAAACUGACAACUACGUCCCAGCAAACUACGACUGCUAGAAUUCAGCCUACCACCCCUGUCACUCAGCAUACCACCACCGGUAUAGCUCCACCCAUAAAUACAUCUCCCACAGCCGAGUCUCGGCCGGGACAAAAAAGUCGACUCAGCUGGACAGAGAGCUUGGCUGACCAACCAAGGCCCACCAAAAGAUCUGCAGUGUGCAAGGACACAGUAGCCAGCAUCUCCGAACCGCUCCAGCAGAACUCUUAUGGUCUGAGUGACGGAGCCUGGAUGAGAGAUGCUCGUGGCCAUGGUAGCGUCAUCUACCUAACCAUUGGACACUAUGGCAACAACCUCCUUGAGUUCCGAGACAUGGACGCUUUCAAAUCAGGUCAGAGGCAUAGUUCGUACAAGUUGCCCUACAGCUUCACUGGAACAGGCCACGUUGUUUAUAACGGGGCUUUCUACUACAAUCGUGCAUUCAGCAGGGACAUCAUCAGAUAUGACCUGAGACACCGAUAUGUUGCUGCCUGGACCACACUGGACGAUGCUUUACUGGAGGAGCAAACUCAAAGGACACAAACCGAAGUGGAGUUUGCGGUGGACGAGUCGGGCCUGUGGUUACUCUACCCUGCUCUGGACACAGAGGGCUUCCACCAGGAAGUCAUCCUGCUCACCCACCUGCGUCCCCAAGACCUUCAGCCGGUACGCAGUUUUCGCACAGGCCUCCGACGUGGUCUCUACGGAAACAGCUUCCUUGUUUGUGGCGUGCUUUACGCUGUGGACAGUAUGACGCGUCGCUACGCCAAUGUGACAUACGCCUUUGACACACACACACUCACACACACCGUGCCAAGCCUGGCAUUCACGAACAUGUACGAGCACACCUCCCAGCUGGCUUACUGUCCCCUGGAUAAGAAACUGUACGCAUGGGACAAUGGACAGCAGAUGAUGUAUGAUCUUAUCUUUGCUUAUUAGUAGAAGUAAUGGAAGAAAUGAUGGUUUGACAGCAGCAAUGGGUCAGAACAAAGCCGAGGACAGAAAAAACAAGAAAACUGAAUGUGACCAGUGUUUUGUGAUUAACUGACUGUGGGUUCACUCUAACUGAAUCUGUUUUAGUACUGACCUCAGCUGCUGCACUACCAUACUCACACACACCAACAUCAGUAUUAACCAGCCAUCUAUAAUCCACACUUUGGUUACCUCAUAUUUUCUUGUUUUGUUUUGUUUAGGUUUUUUUGGGGUGGCGGGUACUGGUUCCAUCUUCUGGUAUCACAGUUUUUUUGUUUUUUGUCUUGUUUUGCGGUUUCUACUUUUUUAGUUUCAUUACACCCCUAUUUGUCACACCAAGUUCAACAAGGUAAUCUUUGAUUGAUUUAAUAAAAAGAAAAGGGACUAUAUGGAACCUGAAAUAUACCAUGAGGAACAUUUCAUUUCAGCCAGAGGAGAUGAAUCUUUUUUUGUCAAGAAGGUGGAGAUGUGAAUGUCAGAUCACUUACACAAAUCAGCCGAAUUAAUGUCUGCUUGUGUCUACUUUUGUGUUAUGUUAUUUUCUAAACUAAACGCUAUUACUCAUUUUACGUUAUGCAUCACUUGAAGAGCAGUAGUGUUUAUGCUGUAAGACUUAAAAUGAACAAAACCACUUUGGUUUUUGCUUUUAGCCUUCUAUGAGGCACUCGUUACACUUCGAUCACAUAAGACCGCCUUCAGUUAUGAUGCUCUUACCAGCUCACUUAAACUUUAUUUUAUGAUCACCUGUACCUUAAUGGUACAGAGCAGUGCUUACCUCACAAAGAGAAGUCACAAAACAAGUGGAAAUAAAGUCAAACCCCAAGGGCCAUAAUUAAUGAACUGAAAUAAAUGUAUAUACAUUUCUUCAAAUGGCACUUUUCCUCAGAUUUAUGAAAAACCUUGUAAAGCUGUUCCUCUGCAUAUUAACACUGGUGGAGAAACCACUGUGGAGCAAGCUCAGCAGUUCACUUCCAUAUUUAACCGUACAUCAGUGGUUUGAGAAAAGCCAGUAGCUAUUCGGUUAAUCUCAUUCUUCCAGAAAAUCUGCAUUUAAGUAGAUUAAACAAACCUUAUUUUGCAAAAAUAAUUCUUAAUGCAGAGAAAACUUUCCACCAGUAUACACAGAGCAGGCUUUGGUUUCUGUAAUGACCCUCGGUGAGUUCAGUACUUGGAAAUAGAAGUCAU